AUGACAGUAUGCCUAGGCCGUCUGGCGGCGAAUUUCGUGAAACAAGAGGAAGCGAAGAAGAAGGUGCGGCCUCUACCCAAACUUCGUCCGACGACACUGUGCUUCGAUCUGCCUGGCUUCACCAACCAUCGUCACGUGGUCACCGUCGUCCAGGAGGCGCUCGCGUCGGGAGGCGUUCGCGGUGGCAGAGUGGUGUCGGGACGCGCCCCUAAUAUGAAGCCGCUCGAGGCGGCGGCUCGUACUAUCGCGCGUGCCGUGCAAAGUGGGAGUAAGAUCAUAGUAGAGAAGAGCACCGUACCGGUUCACGCAUCGGAGACCAUCCGCAACAUACUAGAGGCCAACAUGAACCCCGGCUGUUCCUUCCAGGUCCUCGCGAACCCCGAGUUUCUCUCGGAGGGGACGGCCGUGCAAGACCUGAAGUCACCAGACCGUGUGCUAGUCGGCGGAAGUCAGACGGCAGACGGACAGAGAGCCAUAGACGCUCUGGUGGCGAUCUACGAAAGAUGGAUCCCAACCGACAAGAUUCUGAGGACGAACACGUGGUCGUCAGAGCUGUCGAAACUGGCGGCCAACGCCUUCCUGGCUCAGCGCAUCGUCAGCAUCAACGCGAUGUCGGUCGUCUGCGAGGCGACUGGUGCCGACAUUCACGAGGUGAUCCACGCCGUCGGCAGCGACUCGAGGAUCGGCGAGAAGUUCCUGCACGCGGGACCGGGCUUCGGCGGCAGCUUCUUCCACCGGGACCUCCUGUCACUCGUCUACCUGUGCGAGUCGCUGGGAGAGAGCGAAGUCGCAAAAUACUGGCAAAUAGUUUUGGACACCAAUUCAUAUCAGAGAGACAGAUUUACAAAGAAGAUCAUAAAGACGUUGUUCAACACAGUGACAAACAAGUCUAUAGCGAUUUUGGGGUUUGCGUAUAAGAAGAACACCGGCGAUACGAGCCAGUCGCCUAGCAUAGGCGUCUGCAAGCAGCUGCUAGAGGAAGGCGCCCUGCUCAACAUCUAUGAUCCACAGGUGACAGAGGAGCAGAUCGUGAAGGACCUGGGUCGACACGCAGGCUGUAAAUCCGUCACCGUGCACACAAGCGCCUACGACGCUGCAGAAAAGGCGCACGCGGUGGUCGUCUGCACAGAAUGGGACGAGUUCCAAGAGCUGGACUACAACCGCAUCUACAAGAACAUGCUGAAGCCAGCAUUCCUUUUCGAUGGCCGCUCGUUCCUCGACCACAGCUCAUUGCGUAGCGUCGGAUUCCAGGUGGAAUCCAUUGGAAAGCGGUUUACGCGACCACCCGUGAACAGAAUGCACGCUCACUGGCAUGUGUAGUCAUAUAUAAUAGAUAUAAUCCCUAUUAUCUACUCUUGAUAAUAUCAAGAGUACAUAAUAGAGACUAUCUAUUAUGUACUCUUGAUAAUAUAUAUCAAAAUAUUAUUUCACACUGUCGCAGGGGUACCAUAUCACUGCUAUCGUAAACGCAACGCUGGCAGUCAAUGCACGAUUAUUAUUAUUUGUAAUUAUUUCUACCGAGAGGUAGCGCAACGACAUCAUCUUUUAAUUUAAUUACAACAACAUGUCUACGGCUUUUUUUAGAUAUAGUUGUUCAUGUAGGUUCUAUAUAAUGAACUAAGUGCUGUUGGUUUAUGUGAGAGCAUUGACCGUUGCUCGGUGAAGAUGUUUUAGUAGCGAUUCUAAGUCACAACACCAGAUUAUCUCAACAUUAUGUCCCCAGAGACAUUCAUAUACUUACAACCAAGUAUGAUACAACACACCAGUAUUUUCGGUAUAGCUGUUUAGUAGCUAUUUUAUGCAUCUUCGUGUUUUAACACAAAGUAUACGUACAUUCUACGAAUAUGGAAAGGUGGUGUCAAUUGAUUCGAGAACAGACUUGGUGGGACUGUCAGUUUAAAAUUUGUAUCUAUAUAAUAAUUUGAGUAGUGUUGUUCUGUUUGUUCCUGCAUAACUUAUAGGCGUGUGCACGAAUCCGG
Molecule: messenger RNA, 1979 nt
Organism: Priapulus caudatus
Lineage: Eukaryota; Metazoa; Priapulida; Priapulimorpha; Priapulimorphida; Priapulidae
Product: UDP-glucose 6-dehydrogenase-like
Exons: 9
Coding region: 1-1320 (439 amino acids)
Biological process (GO): polysaccharide biosynthetic process; glycosaminoglycan biosynthetic process
Cellular component (GO): nucleus; cytosol
Molecular function (GO): NAD binding; UDP-glucose 6-dehydrogenase activity
Source: RefSeq, a predicted model, not a curated record